Molecule: messenger RNA, 1777 nt
Organism: Fundulus heteroclitus (mummichog)
Lineage: Eukaryota; Metazoa; Chordata; Actinopteri; Cyprinodontiformes; Fundulidae
Product: C-type lectin domain family 10 member A
Exons: 9
Coding region: 762-1604 (280 amino acids)
Source: RefSeq, a predicted model, not a curated record
UUGACCUCCUCUCUGUGGGUCAUCAUUGUCCUGAUGGGACCCUCCACUGUCCAGUCGUCUCCAUACCUGAUGAAGUGGUUCACGCUGAGGAGCAGUGGGCCCGGUCCACAGCCCUGGGGGGGGCUGGUGCUGUGGUCCAGCUACAGGGGGGUGUUGGGUCCAGGGGUCCAGUCUGUCCCCAGGUUCUGGUGGAGGACUGUGGUGAGCUAAAGUCCAGGAUCAGAGUACCCUCCAUGGGGGUGCAGUUGUUCUCCAGGAGACGUGUCCUCUGUGGAGCGCUAAGCAAACCUGAGCAAACAGCCAUGGACACCAGGUCUACAGCGUAUAAUGGGUCAGGUUCUGAUUCUGGGGCCAUGGACCGGUUCCAGGUCACAUUCUGACCGGUCCCUUUAUAAACCGGUUGUUGUGAUCUUCUGUGGACCGGGUUCUGAGUGCAGAGCGUGUGAGCCCGGUGUCCUACAGGCUUUUUGGGGAAGUGUGGAGUGAGAGUCAGUUCCUUCCUCAGGAAUCUGCUCUGGUGAAAAGGAGAAGUUCUGCAGAAACAUGAUGAGUGGACAUUUUCACCCACAAGGGAGGAAGAGGAGGAGGAGCAGCCUGGUGUUUCUGGAGAAGCUCAGCAGAAAACCGUUGGGUCCUCCAGAGGCAGCAACCCAGAGAGGAGCAGCUUCAAGCUUCAUCUGAAGGUGUUGAGACAGCUGGAGUGUUGACCUUCCUGUCAAAGAGGCUCUGAAGCUCAGCUAGCAGACGGAAACAUCUCCACCAUGUUCAACGACUUCAUGGAGAAGGACCCGGACCGCUGCGCCCUCUGGAUCAAAGAGAGUCCUCCUGGCUCGGCCUCUGGGCCCCUCAGGUUCAGACGCUGGUUGUUUCCUGCGGUGAUGGUUGCUGUGGUCUUUGUCCUCAUGGUGGUGCUGGGACUCACCAACAGGAAGACCUCGGACCGCCUGUGGUCUGCAGAGGAAGAGGUCUCCAGUCUGGACGCCAGGAUGGAGACCCUGAAUGCAUCUCUGCAGCAGGCUCACGAGUCCAUCAAAGACCUCCAUCCGCUGCAGUGGUCCAUUCAGAACAACAAGGACCGCCUGUCCUCAGUGGAGGCGGCGCUGCAGCAGCUGUCCGGCCUCGACCCGCUGCGCAGGAAGGUGGACGGCCUGAAAUGUUCGCUGGAACGCCUCAUCAGCAACGGCUCAGCCGCCGGACCGUGUUGUCCUCUGGACUGGGUUCCCUUCGGCUCGGACUGCUACUUCUUCAGCCGUCAGACUCUACCCUGGAGCCAGGCCAAGAGCUGGUGUGAGACCAAGGACGCUCACCUGGUGAUCCUGCACACCGACCAGGAGUGGGACUUUGUGACCAAGAACUCGGUUCCUCACCUGUACUGGGUGGGCCUGACUGACGGGAGGACAGGGAAGUGGGAGUGGGUCAACCAGACGCCUUACGUCAUGCAGCGCAGGCGGUGGGUUCCUGGGCAGCCGGACGCCUGGACCGGCCACGGCCUCGGUCCUGACGAUGAAGACUGCGCUCAUCUUCACAGAGAUGGACGCCUGAACGACCGGCACUGCAGCCUCAGCACCCGCUACAUCUGCCAGAAACACAGCAGGGCCACCUGAGCACACCUGUCCACAGGCUCCGCCCCCAAACCGACCGCCGGGUCAGGCAGCGACGCUGCUGUGGACUGGAACCGCUCACAGAACCUCAGAGAGAGGCUGAUGUGAAAGAUGUUUGGGUCUGAGCAGAUGUUCUCUGGUCUGAUGUGGCAUUAAAGGAACAUCUGGAAACUUCA